GUCCAGCCAGGCAGCAGCGGAGCCCCUCCGUCGGUGGGUGCCGCUCUCGGGGGCUGGCUGCUGCUGCUGCGGGAUGCUGCUAUGGAUCCGGAUCCGGAGCCCUCGCGGGAGCCCGAAGAGCCGGGGGCUGGUGACGGGGGUCCCGGCGGCGGCGGCAGCAGAGGGGCCGGGGGUGGCCUGCUGGCCUCGGUCCACUUGGUCCACGUGCAGCUCUGCGGAGGGGCGCCCUGGGGCUUCACCCUGAAAGGGGGCCUGGAGCACGGGGGGCCCCUCAUCGUCUCCAAGGUGGAAGAUGGCGGGAAGGCGGCCUUGUCUCAGAAGAUGCGCUCUGGGGACGAGCUGGUGAACAUCAACGGGACGCCGCUCUAUGGCUCUCGGCAGGAGGCCCUCAUCCUCAUCAAGGGCUCCUACCGCACCCUCAAGAUGAUCAUCCGGAGGAGGAACAUCCCUGUCAUCCGGCCGCACUCAUGGCACCUGGCCAAGCUCUCCGAGGGCCGGACUGAGGCGGCCACCAUGCCCUGUCCGCCCGACGCCUUCAGCCUCUCCUGGCACUCGGGAUGUGACACCAGUGACCUGCCCUUGUCCUGGACCCCUCUCUCUCGCCACUGCAGCACUGACAAGAGCAGCUCCCUGGGGAGCAUGGAAAGCCUGGGCCCUCCCAGCCAGAGCUACUGCGAGGGCAGCCUUUCCCCCAUUGACCAGGCCAUGUACCAGAACAAGCGCGAUUCGGCCUACAGUUCCUUCUCCGCCAGCUCCAACGCCUCUGACUCUGCCCUGCGGCCCGAAGAGGGCAGCUCUGCCGAGUGUGUCCAGCAACCUGACCCCCGUUACCUCCAGACGGGUGGAGAAGGUGGUGACCCAGCAGUGGUCAGCAGAGCUGGGUCACACCCUCCUGGUCACCAGCCAGUGUCCUACGCUCGGGCCGGUCCCUUCCUUGCCUCUGCCAAAGCCGCCCCCUCCCCACCGCAGCCCCCCGUGAGGCAGGACAGCCUGAGAGCUUGCAACCCAGAAGGCCCAAAAGGUCCCCUGAACCCCAAGGGGCGCUGGACUUCAGACACUUCCCUCUCUGUCUGUGGCAGGGAACCCCAGGGGUCUACUGGGCAAGGCAAAGACUCUCUUGCCACUGAGCAGUACUACCUGCUGAGCUCCCACAGCGACCAGAGCCCAGCGAUGGAGAAGGGGGUGCCAAAUGCCGAGUCCCUCUUGAAUGAAGAGGCCGAGGGCGACCACCCCUUGGAAGACCCUGGGCAGCACCUGGAAAGGAAAAGCAACGAGACUGACCUCGACAGCCGCCACAUCACCUGCCCAUCUCCCUGGAAGAAAGGCUGGUCGAGACCUUUGGGCCACCACCGGCACAGCGCCCCGGAGCAUUUGCUGGCUGCCCAGCUUCAGGCAUUGAAUGUAGCCCACAUCCAGGAGGGGCCCCAAUGGACUGUGUCUCCACUUCAUGUGGACCAAAAGGGCCCCAGGGGCCCCAAGCCUUGGAUGAACCAGGACCGAAAGGGCCAGGGGUCCCCAUACCAGGCCGGAGAGCUGGACCCCUGUCCAGGGACAGAGGAAGGCCCCCAGCAUCAUCCCCUCGGUCUGGAGAGACCCAGGAGUGCCUCCGUUGAUCUCCCACCUGCCUUGUCUCCAAAGCACCAGCAUCAGCCACCCCUGUCUGGAAGUAGGGACUCCCAGGUUGCCUCCAGUGGCGCAAGCGCUUUGAAGGAAGGGGUCCGGGAUCCAGGAGGGAGCCAUCCGGCCCCCAGGAAGGGAGUCUUGGCUCAGCACCGCUCUGCCCAGAUGCGCCGCCAGAGCGACCGUUUUGCCACCAACCUGCGCAAUGAGAUCCAGUGGCGCAAAGCCCAGCUCCAGAAGGCAAAGGGCACUGCUGCCAUCUUAUGUGGGGAGGAGGCCGUGCAAGAGACAGAAGAGCCCCCUAGCAGCCCCUCUUCCGUUGACCCUCCCUCCUGGUCUCCCCCUCCUUCUGCUCUGGAUCCUUCCCCAUCUCCCCCUCCUCCCCCCAUAGCGGAGAGCAUGCCCCAUGGCUCAGGACCAAGCAUCAGGCGCUGGGGCUCAGAGCUGAGUGUCUUUGGGAAAGAAGCCACCUCCCACAGCCCUGGCCGGGGGUCUCUUCCGGCCCCUGAGUCUAGGUGGAAAGCCCAAGGGCCUGAGCGGCCCCCCAAGUCUCCAGUGCCCCCCAUGUCUGGGCGAGGCAGGCGCUGGCACUGGUCUCCAGAGUACAAACUGCAGCCACACGAUGGGAAUCCACAGCCAGCUGAACCAGAGUCGCCAUCCCGGCUCUCGGAGGAAUCGUCAGGCCUCCUGCCUUUUGCUGACCGGAGGAGGUUCUUUGAGGAGAGCAGCAAGCCCCUCUCCCCUGUGCACCUGAGCCCCCGGCGGGGCAGGUUUGGGGGGGUCCCGCCCCACAGACGGGAGGAAGAGCAGAACACAUUCCAGCUGGUGAGCUCUGAGCACAAAGAGCAGCAGCAGCAGCGACGCCACUCCAUGGACCAGGCCUUCGGACCCUCUCCUUCUCCCCCCACCUACCAGGACUUCCGUCCCGAAGUCCCCACCUACUACAAGCCCCUGGCCCGACACCGGCCAGACUGGGAGUGCUGGCAGCCCCUUCCGUGUUCAUGUGCCCCCCGGGAAGCCUGCCUGUUCUGCUAUGGGGAGCGGUGCCCCUCACUGCAUCAGAGAAACCUCUCGGUGCCCCCGGCCACUGUGCUCACCAUUGCCAUCCUCACUCUUGGACCCACUGCCCCGACUGCUGCUGCCCAGCUCAACACCAGCGCUUGGAGGAGAGGGGGGGCACCCUGGCAUGGGAGGAAGGCCUUCCAGAUGGAAUUUCCUGUGGAUGACUGGGAGCCCCCAGCGAUAAACAGGAAGACCAGCCAGUCGAUGAGUGAGCUGCCACAACACAAGAUGGGCUUUGCCAGGGCCAGCCCCUUCUGGACCUGCUUCGAGGAGGCCGAACCAGAAUGGCCGCCCGCCUUCUGCCGUGCCAUCUCUGCCCGCAACCUCUCAUGGGAUGGAGAAAGGCCAGGGAGAGUGGCAGCCGUCCCAGAGACUCCUGACUACGAGGAGCCCCGCAAGCCCCCCUUGCGUGGAAGGGCCUACUCAGAAAGCCACCUCUGUGCUGAGCUGGCCAGCGGGGCUACAGAGAGGGAGCGGCGAGAAGCCCCCCUGGCCAAGGUAGAGGAGACCCUGCUUGAACCGCCCUGUGUGGGCAAAAAGAAGGGGCCCCCGCCCCCACGCCCCCCCCCCCCAAACUGGGAGAAGUACCGCCGCGCCUCCCAUAACCAGCUGCUGUCCACCAAGGCUGGACCGGCCCCCCUCCCCGAAGACCCUCGUGGCUCCGGCCAGGAAGCCGCAAGGCAGCGGUCUCAGAGCCUCCCUCUGGAGCAGCUGUGGAGUGAGGCGGCCCACCUGCAGCCCCUGCCCUGUGCCAGCCCCCCUCGUGAGGGCACCGCUUCCUCGCCUGGGGCACCCGCGGAGCAAAGCAGCCUCCGCUACUACUGCCACAGCUCCCCAUGCCAGACCCCUGAAUGGUCGACACCAGAUGCAAGCGAGAGGAGUGGGUCUUCCCGGCCAUCAAGCUCUCUGGAUGAAGAUGCCAUGCCAGAGUCAGUAUGGGAGAAGGGCCAGAGUGGACCGUCCACCUGCAAGACCACAGAGCCGUCCUCCCCGGUCAGCCUCCCCAGCAGUCCCUCCCCCAAGGGACACGAUCCACCACAAGCGGGGGCUGCAAGAGAGAGCCGUUCCCCGAAUGCCCGGGGCCCAAUGCUACCCUUCUGCCUGAAUUCGGAGGAGCUGAUGAGGGACGUGGCGGGGAGGGACCGGUCCCUGGCCAGGGUCCUGGGUCCUGCUUUGGGGCAGAAGACGGUGGCCGAGGUCAUGGAGGAUCUUUUCUCUGCAGGCGACUCUUCGGUCUGGAAGGAAAGGGCCUGCGCACCCCAAGCAGGUGAUGAAGAGCUCCCUGAGAGCCAACCCAGCCCCUGCCCCCGUCUUGUGGGGGGGGCCCUUGGUGCCCUGCGUGGCUCAGCCUAUUACAACAUGUCCGUGGGCAAAGCCAAGCUGCCAGGCAAAGUGAAGGACCCCCCUGCGGUCAAUUCAGAAGAGGAGGAGGAGGAGAUGGAUCGUGACCUGGCCCAGAAGAAGGUGCAGCUGAUCGAGAGCAUCAGCCGAAAGCUGGUGGUGCUGCAGGAGGCUCAGCGGGGCCUGGAGGAUGACCUGAAUGCCAACGUGGCCCUGGGCAAAGAAGUGGAGAGCCACGUCAAGCGGGUUUGCAAAGCCCACGAGUUUGAGAAGUUCCGCCUCUUCAUCGGUGACCUGGACAAAGUGGUCAACCUGCUGCUCUCUCUCUCGGGGAGACUGGCCCGGGUGGAGAAUGCCCUCGGCAGCCUGGCACCGGAUGCCCCAGAGGAGGAGAAGCUGGCCCUCCUGGAGAAGAAGCGCCAGCUGACAGCACAACUGGAAGAUGCCAGGGAGCUUCAGGAGCAUGUGGCCCGGCGGGAACGGGCGGUCUUCGCCAGCGUCUCGCGCUGCCUGCCCAGUGAGCAGCUCCAGGACUACCAGCACUUUGUGCGCAUGAAGUCUGCUCUGGCCAUCCAGCAGCGCCAGCUGGACGACAAGAUCAAGCUGGGCGAGGAGCAGCUGCGCAGCCUGCGGGAGAGCCUGCGCCGGACAGGGGCCCGGGAGUACUAGCCAGGGGUCCUCCGGCCACCAAGCCCAAGUCCUCGACCUCCGCCCUUUGCACUUACCUUUCCACCCUUAGGAUUGUGCCCGUUGCCAAAAGGACUGUUGUGCCGGACUCACCGGCUUUUGCCCUCCUGUGGGCGCAUUUGCCAAAGUGCUCUUCUGCCCAUGAGUGGACAGUGCUUGCUUUUGCACUUGGGCCCAAGGGUCCUCAGGCUGCUCAGGAAGAGAGGGCAGCAGCAGAGUGGGAUUCCUGGAGCUUCUCUGGAGUGAUGCCAACCACCACCGCAAUGAGAUGGACGCUUCUUCCAAAGAUCCCUCAGCAGCUGGAGACAGAACUGCUCAGGCACAAUCUCUUGCCUUUCCCCGUCUUGGCUGGCAAGGCAACCGUCAAAGGACCCAAGGCUCUUGAAGAGAUGGCACCAUCCCUUGCACUGGGGUCCCAAUCCUCCUCCUCUUCUGUGCCUUUGGAGCGUCCCUACCGCCAGCUCCAGCCUUAUUUAUUUUUUUGUCUCAGCUUUGCAGCAAUUAUUGAUUCUGGCUUUAAAAUGAGGAACCAUGCUGGGCAGCAAGGAGGGUUGUCCACUGCCCAGAAGAAAAGCCCCAUCAACCUCUGUAUGGGCAAAGGGAUCACUGGCAUAGGAUCCCACUCUUUGCAGGCUUGGACCACACCUUACGAAAGCAUCAGAAGAUCCUCCCCGCACCAGCACUGCUUGGUGUGCCAUUUGCAAAGGUUCCUUCACCCCCAGUUUUGGGAGAGGACCUUCUAGGUCCCCUGGCACUGUGUUGUGCCCAGGUCUGUGCUGCAGCUCCCUGCCCAGUUGGCUCAUUUGAGUUGGCUCAAAUGGAUACCUUAAGAUAGACAAGCUACAUGAGGGUUGGGGUCACCCCAUAGAUGGUUGGUUGCAGCUCCCAUUUUGUGCCCCCCCCCCCAUCCCCAGACUAGGCCUUGUAUUGUCACAAAGUGGAGUGUCUGGGAGUCUUGUGGUUCUUGCAUGAACUGGUGCUGCUUUUCCCCAGCAAUAGACCUCCCCAUGUUUGGGAAGAUUGUGGGGCUGGAGGAGUUAUUGACUUCCUUUUCGUUUUCCACCCUGGUACAAACCUACAGCUGCCCCUGCCCCCCCCCCCCAAAUGUGGUGAAAGGAAUGUGCUGGGAUCCUGCCAUUGGAGAGGCCCCAACAUCCUCUUCCUCUCCAUUGUUGUUGGGAAUAAUGUUGGAAAGUCUAGGCUCCCCUCCCUUUAACCCCUUCAGCAAUGUCUGGCCACAGAGCCAUUUUGGAAGGGACUGGACAGUCAGCUGGGGGAGAAAGAAGGGAGGCACAGGGGUUUCCCCAGAAUGGGGUCUGCAGGGUCUGUAGGGGUCCUUGGAUUUACAGCACGCUUGUUUUCCUAUGUUUUCCUGCUGAGGGGCUUGGAGGAAGGUGGCUUUGCAGAGGUGGAAGGAUAGGGAGUGAAGCCAUAAACUCUGAGGACCCUCAGUGAACCCUUCCCAUCUCCCUUCUCACCCAAAAAGUGUCUUUUCAUUGCUUGCCUUGGCCUGGUCUCUCUGCCUUUGCAUUCAGGAGCACCAGGCUGGGGUCUGGAUGGGUUCCUCUUUGGAAACCUGUCUACUCUGGCCUCAUGAGGAGAUUGCCACCCACACACCCUUAACUCCCAUGUCCCUAGCAGCAUCCUCAGCAGAGGUUUGCAUCCUGCAGGGAGGAAGGCCUAUUGUGCCAACGGUGUUGCAGACCGGAGUCUCCUUUGGGCCAGAAGCAGGAGAGGCUUUGCAGGAUGAAAACAACCCCCUAAAUGAAACUUCCUUUUGGAGACAAGUCCAAGCAGGAAAGGCUCAGUUGUAGCAGCCCUCCCCAUUGAGACAGUGGGGUUUGGAACAGUUUCCAUUUCUAAUGGGGGGGAGCAUUCCUGGAAUCCACAUUUGAAAGAGCAGGAAUUCCAGUGGGAGCAGCUGGCUAUUGUUUUCCUGCAACAGCGGGCAUCCCAGCAUUGCCCACCGCCCCUGCCGCCUCUGUGCCCUCCGCAACUUCCACAGCUCACACUCAGGCUUGUUUACUUUCUCAUCCGCCCCACAGCAAUCCCUAGACUUAGGCUGCACAUCUUCUCCUUGCAGUUUUGUUUUCCCCAGAGGUGUACUCCUGGUCUUCACAGCCAUGCAGAGGAAACUAUGGGUUCUUCCCAACCUUGAGAGUAAAAUGAAUCCUUGGCUGCCUUGUAACAUUUUGGCCCAGUUGCCCAGACACGCUUUCCUCUUGCAGAUCAAUCCUGUCCAAUGUGCCAAUUGGCAGUUUGCGCCUGGCUUCCUGCAGGGAUAGUGCUUCGAUCCCUGCCGCCUGCGAGGAGCAGCUGGGGGUCAGGCUGCCCCUUGAGACUGUGCCUCCAUCACCACUAAAGAUCUUGUGAGGUAGGACCGCUGCUUCUCCUCUCAUCCCUCGACCCAUAGUCCUCACCUUCUCAUCCAAAGAUGAAGAGGAAGCCUUGCUCGCCUUUUCAGGAAUUAGGCAGGUGGGGAGGCUUCCUUUCUUGUUCUAGAGCCAAAGUAUGAGGUUUUGUCCUCUCUAGUUGGAGGCGCUCCCAUGCAUGCCAUCCUGAACCCCCCCCCCCCCCCCCCACCUCCCUAUGCCCAAGUCGUGUGAAGGAACCUUCUCUUAGGAUUGUCUCGGUGUGGCCAAUCUCAUCUCUGUUGCCCUGCUUGGGCAUUUCUCUCUACCAAAAGAAUGUAAAAUGCAACGUUGUGCAAGUAGAAAAAUGCAGAAUUUUGCAAAAUGCAAAGAAAAAGAAAAAGCAUGAACAAAUCUCUCCAUCCUCUUUUGAACAGUGUAGUUGUGUAUAUGCACAUGUGCGUUUAUUAAGAGGCUUCCUUUCUAUAAGUACCCAAGGGGCACAUACCUUUGGCAGUGAUGUGAAGGUGUCAUGACCUAUUCUGACCUUCACUUAUUCUGUCUCUCUCAGUGUAGUUUGCAAAUGCACAUCCUUCAAGCCCACCUUGUUACCCCUUCCACAAACACACAAGUGCCUAUGCCUUUGCCAUCAUUUUCCUAGGCACUGCCAGGAAAGAAUGGUUUGCCCCUCAUGGCCUUCUCAGUGGGUUGCCAACUUCAGGGUUGCACCUUGCCCUUUUGGGUGCCGCGGAACAACCCUCUCCUUGCCAAAGCCGGUCCCUCCUCCCCUUCUUCCAGGUGGAGCCUGAAGUGCCAAUGCCAUUUUUGUUGCUAUGUUAUUAAGUGCCUGCGUUGUCGGGGUUGUAAUUUUAGUGCUUCCUACACACAUGAAAAGAGAGAAAAAGAAAGAAACCCACGGGCAUUUCCUCACAGCGGGGGGGCCUUUCGGGUUGUUGUGUGUUUUGGGAGGUGUUACCUUGUGUUCUGUUCUGGCAAUGCUUUGGGGAAUGGGGAUUGGGGACAGGAAGGGCACACAAUCACACAACAUGUUGCAUUAAAAGUGGUGCCAAUGAUGA
Molecule: messenger RNA, 8137 nt
Organism: Sceloporus undulatus (fence lizard)
Lineage: Eukaryota; Metazoa; Chordata; Lepidosauria; Squamata; Phrynosomatidae
Gene: SHROOM4
Product: shroom family member 4
Biological process (GO): actin filament organization
Cellular component (GO): apical plasma membrane; adherens junction; cortical actin cytoskeleton
Molecular function (GO): actin filament binding
Source: RefSeq, a predicted model, not a curated record